AUGGAGUCGAUUACCACGACUUGUCUUAUCGAUCUUGCCUUUGACUUAUCAGACGAUUGGAAAAAGCUUGCACAUGUUCUUGGUCUUUCUGGAGAAGUAUCAAGAAUAUGUGAUGACUACAGACGGAAUGUCUUCGAACAAGCUUACCGAAUGCUGCAAACUUGGAAAGGGAAAAAGGGAUCUCAGGCUACUUAUCAAGUCUUGCGUGAGGCCCUUGCACACGAAGCCGUAUUGCGUAAUGAUUUGGUUCAAGAAUACUGUGAGGGAAGAGACAGGAGCUCUUUGGACGAAGGUAAGAGAUUGAAAUCUUUUCGAAGCUUAUUGUACAGCACCUCAAACAACAAGAGCGGCGACAUUUACAGAGAACUUAGAUUUCUUAGGAGGGAUUUCAUUUACUCAAGUAGCUAGUUCACUGAUUCUUGAUUCUGGCAUCUGGAAGAAUAUAUAGUACAUGUUACCUCCUUGUGGAUUGACUUAGACAGUUUUUACACUGAUUCAUUCAAGUGUGACUGUUAACAGCGUUAGAUCUUUCGGUAAACAAUGAGAUGAAGUUGAGACAUAAGUAUUAGGAUGUUUAACUAGCAAACAACCGAAACGAAACCAAAGCACGUCACAGUUGAGUUGUUAGCAGUCAAAAUGGUACAUACUUUUAAGUGAGUGAUAUCAGAGUAAAAUGCAAUAUUUAAUCGUUUCGAGGGGGGUGGACAGAAAUCCUUGAGGGACGGGGUAAGGGAGGAUAUGGUCGUGUUUCUGAGCUAUCGCCAAGAUUUUGAUGAUAUAACGCGAUGCAAAACGAUAGUAAACCAAAACAGGGACUAAACCACGAAUGCAACACCAAUGAAAGGGUAGCGAAAAAAAAAGAGUUAAUAAACGUGCGUCUCAAAACUUUGCACAUUUCCGGGCCGUUCCUUACAAAAAACAACGUAAAAUCACUUAAUUUUCCAGGCUGGUCGUUUGCAAUCCGUUGAAUCUCCUCCACCUUCAACUACCCUUGCGCCUUCUCGAUUUAUCAUGGCCUUUCUUUCUACAGAGCUAACAUUUUGUUUGGGCUCCCUCGGAUUUAAGGUAGUUUUGUAACAAUAGCCACUCACCCAGCUGUCUCGUUUGUUGUCUCAAUACCUUACAGAGAUCGACCUUGAAGGACUCAAGCCUGGGGUAGUUUCCAGCAGUGACUUACUCUCCAUCGCCAAAGACUUAGGAUUAAAGUGGGUCUGGAUUGGUCGACUUCUCGGGUUGGAAGACUCCUUGUUAGAUGGCAUCAGAGAAGAUCACAUACAAGUCUCUGAUUGUCAAUACAAAAUGCUCGAGUUAUGGAGGAGGGAAAAGACUACUGGGGCAACCUACCAGUGCCUUGCAAGAGCGUUGCUGCACAGAACAGUUUGCAUGCGAGAUGUUGCUGAGAAAUUCUGCGUGGAGAAUUAA
Messenger RNA from Pocillopora meandrina, 1422 nucleotides. The record is from the annotation of a GenBank genome assembly. NCBI's taxonomy places the organism in Eukaryota, Metazoa, Cnidaria, Anthozoa, Scleractinia, Pocilloporidae.